This is a messenger RNA of Branchiostoma floridae (Florida lancelet), 3053 nucleotides long. RefSeq names its product tripartite motif-containing protein 2-like. Gene Ontology annotation, biological process: positive regulation of DNA-templated transcription. Bases 56 to 1024 code for a protein of 322 amino acids. Gene Ontology annotation, cellular component: nucleoplasm; chromatin. The transcript is spliced from 2 exons. Lineage: Eukaryota; Metazoa; Chordata; Leptocardii; Amphioxiformes; Branchiostomatidae. The record is from RefSeq and is a predicted model, not a curated record. Gene Ontology annotation, molecular function: ubiquitin-protein transferase activity; zinc ion binding.
UGAAACCUGUGUGUUGUCAUCACUGGUAAAACCUGUUCCAUCACCUUGAAUUAUCAUGGCUACCACACAGCAGUACGAGUCAAAGUUUAGGCAACAGAUGAGAGAGGAAUUCCUCUCCUGUAGCAUCUGUACGGAUACUUUCAAGAAACCGAAAGUUCUGCCCUGCCAGCAUACGUUUUGUUCGACCUGUCUGCGAGAUUGGGCCGAAGCGCGCAAGCCCUUCCAAUGCCCGAUGUGCCGUGUGUCAGUGGACCUGCCAGCUCAGGGCGUGUCGGGCUUUCAAGACAACCGUCUUGUGGCCGAGCUUUGUGAGCAGUUCUCAGACAAGCUUUCCACAAGUCCACCGAAGGCUGAGCAACGUAACCAAGGCAAAUGUUACUUCCACCCAGGGCAGGACAUAGCUUUGUUCUGCCAGCAGUGCAAGAUGCCAGCCUGCAACCACUGCGUCAACGAGAGGCACACAGGCCACACGUUUUGGAGUGUGGAAGAAGGGGCAUUCCAAAGAAAGGAUGUAUUCGCGAGCUUGAUCACUGACAGCCAUCGAUUCCGCGAGACGAUCGUUGGGAAGCUCCAGCACCUUGAGCACGGAGAGAAAAGGCUGAACCAGCAAAAGAAAGAAGCUGACGAGGGUGUCGCAAGGGUUGUGGCUGACGCAAUAGCGCAGCUACGCAGCUCCGAAAAAGUCCUGCUGUCUGAGAUUGACGAAAACUACCGUCAGAAUCUUGGACCCAUCAAACAGAAGCACAACGCACUACUCGCGCAAGUUGCUCAGCUCACAGAGGCAUGUGACGCUGCACGGCUCUCCCUGAGUCAGGGGGGUCGCGAGGCCCUAGGGCAAGAGGCGGCCCUGCACAAGAUGCUAUCGAGGUACCGAACCGACCCGUCGUCGCAGCUGGCGCCCAUACAAGCACAGGUUGUCACCUUCCAGCCAGCUACCAUCGACCUCCGCAAUCAAAAGUUAGGCAACCUUAGUCUCCAGUCAUUCANNCUCACUCCACAGACAGGUGGAUAUAGCCACCGUUAAGUCCGGGUCCGGGUAGCCCAACAAGUCCGGGGCCGGGUAGCCCAACAAGCCCAGGUCCUAGACUAACCAUCCCGGGGAUAGCUUCAACAGGUGCGACUGUUUCCCGCGCUCGUAAUAACGAGGUGUACAUCACCGACAAGAGGAACUGCCGGAUCCUGGUCUACAAUUUGCAGGGUGCCCAUAUCCGCCAUUUCACCACUUCUGUUCCAGGUGCAGCCGGCACGGAGGUGAUGGGGCCAGAUGAUGUCGAGGAGGAGGAGGCAGGGAACCUCUGGGUGGUGGGAGUUAUCGACAAAACACGUGACCAACUUGCCGUGCAGUAUGCUAAAGACUGCAGCUUCGUCAGCAAGAUAGACCUGAAGCUGAAAUAUCCAUCCUCGAGCCUAAGCAUAGCCGUGAACAAGAAAAAGAACUACAUCGUCCUGCCGUACGACGUCAGCCGUGACGCCGUCAACAUCUGUAAGCCGAACGGUUCUACUGUUCGACACGUCGGUGGCGGGAAACACGGCGUUAAGCAUGCCAGUGGAUUCGCUGUGAACAACGAUGGAAACAUCUACAUCUCCGAUGAUGAAAACCACAGCAUCUUCGUGUAUGACGGGAAGGGGAAAUUCCUGUUCAAGUUCGGUAGCUACGGUACCGGUGAUGGUCAGAUGAACCAACCCCGUGGCGUGUGUACCGACACAUCCGGCAACGUCGUCGUGGCAGACACGGGGAACCGCCGUGUGGAGUUGUUUGACGCUAAAGGGACGUUUCUCCGUCACAUCAGCGCCAACAUGAAUGCUCCCGUUGCAGUAGCAGUGGGUCAGCAUGGGCAACUGGUCAUCAGUGACAUUGGGAACAACGCCAUAUCUGUUUUCGACAGGUACUAAUCAUGAAUUUUCGGAGGACAUCCGUAGAAUGGUCAUAAAUACCAAAGGAACUAAGGUUCUUAACCUGCUGAAAACUCCUACUUGAAUGAUUCAGGUCAUCCUCCACAAACCACCUGAGAAAUAGGGUGAAAUAAGCACAUCGCAGAGUAGCGCCACAGGAUACGUGAAGGAUUCGUGUAACCGGGUAGUCAAACUGUGGGAUAUGUUCUUGGAAUAUGUAUGUAGCAAGAAAGUCCAUACUUUUUAGCUUAUCCUGUAAAGCAGAUUCAUAAACAGUAAUGAAAGCAUAUGCAAAGUAUGCAGCACAAAUAACCCCAUGUUCACAGUAACAAGCCCUGCCAAGACUGUCAAAUAAAACUGAAAGUUAUGUGCAAAGCAAGGAAUGCCAAUGAAACUUAAUGAAGAGGAAAUGUAGUACAUUGUACUAUUUGUACAUGUACUUCAGGGCAAAGCACCUCCCUAGCCUAUGUAUCGUAACUGAUAGAGGACACUGAGGGUGACAUGAACUCCAAGGCUACUGAUUGGUGAUUGGCAAUCCUGGACAUGCUAGUACAUAGUUUUCUGCUGUACAGACUCUCUUGUAUCAGUUCCUAACUAAACUUAUAGUGAACUCUUAUAGAUAAGCACUUUAAUUAUUAACUGACAAGUCAUAUGAAGGUUUUGACUUUUUGUUUUUCAUUGCUACAAAUCUUUCCAAGAUAUUGUUGGAUACCAUGAGUUGUUCAGUUCACUUUAAAGUCAUGCUAGUAUCUAAUAUUUGCUUUGCUACAACAGUGACAGGACAGGUUAAAGAGUGCAACAGAGCCUGGGGCAGUGUAAAUAGCUUUCAGUUUGUGCAGACAAAUAAUUAUAACCAGAGCAGUAACAGCAAGGUGAGAUCAAUGGGCUUUCAUUUUUGGAAUGGAAUUCAACAGCAUAAUUCUAUGUCAAAAGGAACAAUUUUAGAACUUAAGAUUAUCAGAAGCAUUAUAUAUUAGUUGUUCCUAUACUAUGAUGAUAUCUUAUUCUUACCUGCCACAAUGAUGUUUACCAUAUCUAUUCACAUUACAUUUGUACUCACAGUCUAAAAUUCUUCUUCAUAAAAUCUUAAAUGGAAGUAAACUGAUAUAGUAUAUAAAGUAUAUACCAUUGGGUAACAUUAUACAUAUAUAUACAAACAU